Molecule: messenger RNA, 2349 nt
Organism: Priapulus caudatus
Lineage: Eukaryota; Metazoa; Priapulida; Priapulimorpha; Priapulimorphida; Priapulidae
Product: dimethylaniline monooxygenase [N-oxide-forming] 5-like
Exons: 3
Coding region: 733-1788 (351 amino acids)
Molecular function (GO): NADP binding; N,N-dimethylaniline monooxygenase activity; flavin adenine dinucleotide binding
Source: RefSeq, a predicted model, not a curated record
CGAUUCAAGCAGGCGCGCGGGCCAGCGUCACACACCGUUACACAUCUACCUACCUACCUACCUAACUAUCUAUCUAUCUAUCUAUCUAGCUCUAUUUAUCUAUCUAUCUCUCGCUCUGUCUUACUGAGAUCCGAGUGGACGGAGAUUCAGUGUUUGCGUACGUGCAUCGGUAUACACUCUGUGGGGCAGCGUGCUUAUAGCUGUGCGAGAGAGAGAGAGGAGAGAAGAAGAAGAAAAAGCAGAAGAAGAAGUAGUAGAAGAAGGAGGAGGAGAAGAAGAAGAAGAAGAAGAAGAAGAAGAAGUAGUAGUAGUAGAAGAAGAAGAAGAAGAAGAAGAAGAAGAAGAAGAAGAAGAAGUAGUAGAAGAAGUAGAAGAAGAAGAAGAAUCUACGGAGAAGAACAGAUCGUAAGAGAUUGUGUUUUGAGAACAGUUUCGCAUCGGUCGACGAUCUCUGUAUCUGAGCAGCAGCAGCGGACGUCUCAUCCCUAGAACUUCUUCCCUGUUUCCGGAGAUUCCUUCAUGCUCCAUGUGCGCGGGGGAGAUCCCAUGUCUACCGGUGCCAUCAUGAGAAGCUACCUCUCCGUAUAAGAACCCCGACCAUCGUCAACAUCACCGUCAACGCCACGACGAAACCAACGAGUGAACUUUUUGCCAGCACCGACCGACGCCACUAGCAGCAGCAUCACCGACCGCAGCAACCGUAGCAACAGCAGCAGCAGCGUCAGCGUCGGCAUGACGACGGCACGCAAGCGUAUCGCCAUCAUCGGCGGCGGCAGCAGUGGAUUGACGGCGAUCAAAUCCUGCGUCGAGCAGGGACUCGAACCCGUCUGCUUCGAACGUGACGGCGACGUCGGCGGCCUGUGGCGCUACAAGGACGACGCCGACGCCGCGAGCGUCUACCGCUCGUGCGUCUUCAACACGAGUAAGGAGCUGACAGGUUUCAGCGACUUCCCCGUGCCUGCAGAUUACCCUCCCUUCCUGUCGCACGCCUUCUUCCUACGCUACCUCCGACUCUACGCCAAAGCGUUCGACCUGAUGCGUCACAUCCGGUUCAACGUCGCCGUCGUCGGCGUGCGUCCGGCGGUCGACUACGAGACGACGGGCCGCUGGACGGUCGCGUAUCGGCGACGCGGCGACGAUGACGCAGACUGCGUCGUCGAGACGUAUGACGGCGUCAUGCUGUGCACGGGUCAUCACUGGAACCCGCACGUGCCCACGUUCGACGGUCUGGACAUGUUCGCAGGCAGCGUGCUGCACUCGCACGCUUACCGCACGGGCAAGGACAUGAUGGGCAAGCGUAUACUGAUUAUAGGUAAGAGAACGUUGUUGACGGAAGCGGAAAUGACGAAUGACGUAAACAGGAAGAGUGAUGCCAUACGCGGCCAGUACGUGCAGUCGCAGCGCCACACGUUGGAGGCGUUCUGGAUUCCACUCAUGGACGAACUGGCAGCGGAAGUGGGCGCUCGCCCCGACCUCUGGUGUCUGUUUAAGCGAGACCCGUUUCUCGCUUUGCGGUGUCUGGUCGGGCCGUGCGUGCCGGCGCAGUAUCGGUUGAUGGGGCCUGGAGCGUGGUCGGGAGCAAAGACGACAAUACAGGACACGUUUCGCAACACGAUGGCGCCACUGAAGCAGCGCGCGGUGCCGCCCUCUGACGGCGCAUCGCAGCUGAUCGUCGUCGACAAGUGCGUCGACGGCGGUGUCGCCACCUGGCGGAUCUACUACGCCGCAAUUCUCAUGCUGCUGCUGCUCGUGUUUAUGUACAAGUGCGCAUGCGCACUAGUCGCGUAGAUUCGCCUGGGUAAAUCUUCGUGCCUCGAACAUGUAUUAUGCACACAAAUCUUCUUAGAGUGGCGACGGCGUCCUUCGUAAGGAUAAUUGAUACAACAACAACAAUGACGUGUGAGAGUCUAUAUUACCGCUCUCUACCGAUUGUUUCUGUCGCAAAUCCUAGAUUCUUAUUGGCUGUUAAAAUGGCUGACUGUCACGUGACGAACCGGGUUUACCGGGACGCCAUCUGGCAGCUGGUCGUUCAAAUGUCGCACCUGCUGUUUCUAUUAUGCGGACGGCAGACAGUAAACUAGGUAAUGUACAUACAGGUAGUACAUACUAGACAGUAAACUGUACAUAGUGUGAACACAGAGCGAUGGAUGCUCACCUGUUAUAGCAUAUUUUACAUAGCUAAGCGGAGAGAAGCGUGUGCGAAAAUAAUGUUCGAUUACUAUAUAUUUUUGUACAUCUGUGUGUAAAUUAGUGACGUCAGAUAUGAACAGACUUGUAUAGCUUUAGAGAACAGAUAUUAUUUAUUAGGGCGCGUUAACCACUUGUAAAUAAAAGUCUUUAGUCAUCAUA